CCCCUCAGCCUUUCCCUAACAGCCUGUAGGAGCCUCUGCCUACUGCUGCUGUGCAAGACCGAGGGCCACCCCCAGCACACCCAAGAGAUCAUGAAGAGCCUGCUCCUUCUCACCAUUGUGGCUACCUUAGCGGUGGUAACUUUAUGUUAUGAAUCCCAUGAAAGCAUGGAAUCAUAUGAAAUUAAUCCCUUCAUUAACAGGAGGAAUGCCAACACUUUUAUGUCCCCGCAGCAGAGAUGGAGAGCGAAAGCCCAAGAGAGGGUCCGAGAGCGCAGCAAGCCUGCCUAUGAGAUCAAUCGGGAAGCCUGUGAUGACUUCAAACUAUGCGAACGCUAUGCCCUGAUGUAUGGAUACAAUGCCGCCUACAACCGCUACUUUAGGCAGCGUCGAGGGACCAAAUGAAAUGGGAAAAAAAAUAUCUUUUCUUCUGGAGUCUGAAGCCUGGUUUUAUAUCCCCCUGCAAUAGCAUUACAGAAAUACAUAGACACAUAUAUGAUGCUUGUUUUCUACAUAACCUCUUACCUGGCUGCACCCCUCCUUCCUGCACCCAGAGUUAUAAGUAACAAAAGUGCAGUGUGUUAAGAUGAGUGGUUUCACACAAUAAACUUCUGGUUUGAGAACUUUCAUUUUAUGAAUCUGAUUUCUUCUGGGAAAAUGCUGAGAUUGUUGAACCAUGGCCCACCUGACCCAGAAUAGGAGAUUCUAUUAAUCUUGUCUCUGGUGUUGAUUAGAAGCCUAACUAUGUAGAAAAAAUAAAAUCUAGAAGGCACUGACCCAACCACAAUUCACCAGAUCCUCUCUACGUUGGGAUUAGUGAAUGGAUUUUUUCCUAUUUUGUGUUUUUCUGUUUAUGUGACAUCAGAUAAACAAGGGUAGAGAUGUCCACACCAAGGACAAAGCUAGGGAAACAGUUUGUAAAUUCCUGAAAUUUGGGAUCACUCCAUUUGUUGUUUAUCUCUUAUACAUCAAGGUUAAAAAAAAAAAAGUGCCCUCUGGAUCAGUAAUCCAGAAAGAGGUAAAAAGGAAGAAAGACGAUAAUAAAAA
Sciurus carolinensis (gray squirrel) is the source of this 1044-nucleotide messenger RNA. It is a transcript of the gene Mgp, whose product is annotated as matrix Gla protein. Gene Ontology annotation, cellular component: extracellular region. The coding region runs from base 91 to 402 and encodes 103 amino acids. The transcript is spliced from 4 exons. NCBI's taxonomy places the organism in Eukaryota, Metazoa, Chordata, Mammalia, Rodentia, Sciuridae. The record is from RefSeq and is a predicted model, not a curated record. Gene Ontology annotation, biological process: regulation of bone mineralization. Gene Ontology annotation, molecular function: calcium ion binding.